Molecule: messenger RNA, 666 nt
Organism: Eruca vesicaria subsp. sativa (arugula)
Lineage: Eukaryota; Viridiplantae; Streptophyta; Magnoliopsida; Brassicales; Brassicaceae
Source: the annotation of a GenBank genome assembly
AUGGAAAUUAACAAGGAUGAAGCUAUAAAAUCAAUAAGCAUUGCUGAGAAGAAAAUCUCAGAGAAUGAUUACGUAGGAGCCAAGAAAUUCGUCAACAAGGCUCAGAAUUUGUAUCCAAAGCUUGAUGGAUUGAAACAAGUGUCGAUGAUGAUCGAUGUCUACAUCUCUGCAUUAGACAAGAUCAACAGAAAAGGAGAAGCCGAUUGGUAUGGAGUUCUUAGUGUUGAUCCUUUGGUUAAAGAUGAAGAUCUGAAAAGACAGUACAAGAAGUUAGCUCUUUUGCUUCAUCCUGAUAAGAACAAAUUUACUGGUGCAACAGAGGCGUUUAAGCUGAUCUCAGAAGCUUGGUGUGUGUUAUCUGACAAGGCUCAGAGAUUUGCUUAUGAUCUGAAGAGGAAAUCAACAGAUAUAGAGAGUGGAAUAUGCAACACAUAUUGUCAGUUUGGGAUUGAUAGUGCUUAUCUUAACGGGACCUUGUCUUGUCCAAAUUGCAGACAGGAUUUUGUUGCAACCGAGAUAGAACUAGAGGUGAUCGAAGGGAGGCGAGUCAUCAGGUUCAACAAAAUCAGAACUGAUGCUUCUUCUUCAAAUACUUCAGCAUCUGAUAGAAUAUUUUUUAAAGAAGAUAUUGGAGAAUAUGCUCUUUGCUAUAGAGACACUUUAUAA